Messenger RNA from Gymnogyps californianus (California condor), 2969 nucleotides. RefSeq names its product pellino E3 ubiquitin protein ligase family member 2 (gene PELI2). The transcript is spliced from 6 exons. The record is from RefSeq and is a predicted model, not a curated record. Gene Ontology annotation, biological process: protein polyubiquitination; regulation of Toll signaling pathway. The coding region runs from base 47 to 1309 and encodes 420 amino acids. Gene Ontology annotation, molecular function: protein binding; ubiquitin protein ligase activity. Lineage: Eukaryota; Metazoa; Chordata; Aves; Accipitriformes; Cathartidae.
CCGCGGCGGAUGGGACUGUAGCGGCGGGUGACUUCGCGGCGGCCCCAUGUUUUCCCCCAGCCAGGAGGAGCACUGCGCGCCUAACAAGGAGCCCGUCAAGUACGGGGAGCUGGUGGUGCUGGGGUAUAAUGGAUCCCUCCCUAAUGGUGACAGAGGACGCAGGAAAAGCAGAUUUGCCCUUUAUAAGCGACCUAAGGCAAAUGGAGUUAAGCCCAGCACUGUUCAUGUGAUUUCUACUCCUCAAGCAUCGAAGGCAAUCAGCUGUAAAGGUCAGCACAGUAUCUCUUACACAUUAUCCAGAAACCAGACUGUUGUAGUGGAGUAUACUCACGAUAAAGAUACAGACAUGUUUCAGGUUGGGAGGUCAACAGAAAGCCCCAUAGACUUUGUAGUAACUGAUACUAUUUCUGGGAGUCAAAAUAAUGAUGAAACCCAGAUUACGCAAAGCACCAUAUCCCGUUUUGCAUGCAGGAUUGUUUGUGACAGGAGCCCACCAUAUACAGCAAGGAUUUUUGCAGCUGGAUUUGACUCGUCUAAAAAUAUAUUUCUUGGUGAAAAAGCAGCAAAGUGGAAAAAUCCUGAUGGCCACAUGGAUGGAUUGACAACUAAUGGAGUGCUGGUCAUGCAUCCAAAAGGAGGGUUCACGGAAGAGUCUAAACCUGGAGUUUGGCGAGAAAUCUCAGUCUGUGGUGAUGUGUACACUCUUCGGGAAACCAGAUCUGCUCAGCAAAGGGGGAAACUGGUAGAAAAUGAGACCAACGUCCUACAAGAUGGCUCUCUCAUUGACCUGUGUGGAGCCACCCUUCUGUGGAGAACGGCAGAUGGACUGUUCCACACUCCCACUCAGAAACACAUUGAAGCUCUGCGACAGGAGAUAAACGCCGCCAGACCGCAGUGUCCUGUUGGGUUAAACACUUUAGCAUUUCCCAGCAUCAACCGUAAAGAUGUGGUAGAAGAGAAGCAGCCUUGGGCAUACCUCAGCUGUGGUCAUGUUCAUGGCUAUCACAACUGGGGACAUCGCAGUGACACAGAAGCCAAUGAGCGGGAAUGUCCGAUGUGCAGAACCAUUGGCCCCUAUGUGCCUCUCUGGCUUGGUUGUGAAGCAGGCUUUUAUGUGGAUGCUGGUCCUCCAACUCAUGCUUUCACCCCUUGUGGACAUGUGUGCUCUGAGAAGUCUGCAAAAUACUGGUCUCAAAUCCCACUGCCUCAUGGUACUCAUGCAUUUCAUGCUGCCUGCCCUUUUUGUGCAACACAACUGUCUGGGGAACACAACUGCGUCAAGCUCAUUUUUCAGGGUCCAAUUGACUGAUACCACUUUGCAAUGACCACAAUAACAUUUUCUUUAACAAUUUACUGUGAAGAUUUUGCCACUAACUCUAGAUUUUACCCUUUUUUAUAAUGUUAUUAAUAGGGUGGUAGGGUGGGGAUGGGGAACUGACAAGGAAAUUGUGAGGGACUGUGGUGGAAUUGGGAUACAUUGAUACCUGGAACUUGACAGAUAUCAGUGGUGUUGCAUGCUCAAAAGCAGCAUAUUCAUGAAGUCUUCUUGGUCAAAUUGUAGUAUAUUUGUAACCUUUUUAUUAGUACCCUGGAUCAGAAAAAUGUGUCUUAAUGAUUUUUUUAAGCUAAGAUUUUUUAAUGGAAAGGUUUUUUCUUCUAAACUUUGACAAGCCUUUAAAACCUAUUUUUCAAACCUAGAAGGAACAUACAGAAUGUAACUGUCUUUAAUUUGCAAUAUAAUUUAACUUGAAUAGUUUCUUGAGCUAAUACAGAAUGUGUGGACAACCAUAGGUUAAUGGAGAUAAUUGGAUAUGUAAGAGAAAAAUUAGCUGCCUAAAUUGUAGAGUAUAAAAGCUAUUAAAAUAUCUAUUAUGGUAUAACAGAGCUGGCCAAAAAGGCAUCAAGGAUUAUUUCAAACUGAGGAAAUCCUGUUUGCAUUGAUUUCCUUUCAGUGUAAUAGAUAUCCACUGUUCAUUAUGUAUGGUAUGUGGCUGAUUUUUUUUUUUUUCCUCUUCCCCCCCCGUUUAACCUGCAUCUAGUGAAACUGCUUUACUUUUUUUACAUACUUAGUUCUGGUUUUUAAGCCAAUGUUCUGUAUAUGUGUAGCCUGGCCUUUUUAUUUCUGCUUAACUUAGCUUGUCCUAACUGCUCCUUGCAUGCCCAGGACCAUUGGGUUAAUUGAAAUGUAGCGAGCCUUUAAAAAACUGCAUUAAUGAAGGGGUGGUGCUGCAGCAAGACAGAAGGUUUAGGUACAACUUAUACAGAACUUAUUUACGUAGACCUGAAUUCAGGAAAGCACUUAGUUCGUGUUUAAAUAUAAGCCCACGGAUGGGACUGUUUAGAUUCUCAAGUGCUUCAAUGGAUUGUGGUUAUAUGCUGUUACAUUUUUAAAAUAAAAAAGCAAUUAAAAAUAAGUUAUUUUUUAAGCUCACUUACUAGCCAAAAUGCUGUAAGGAGAGCAUCAUUUCUAGUUCAGCUGAGUAUUUUUGUUCAGUUUUCAACUUGCUGCCAUCUGUCACCUUUUUUUGCAGAUUGAGAUGUGUUUGUAUCCAUUUUUUUUCAAAUGUUUGCAAAUCAAACAACAUUCAAAUGUAAUCAAAUAUAUGCACCAGGGUGGUACAUCUGAAGUGGAUCACUUGAAAUUCCUGACUUUUUAAGAGAACUGGUAAAUGUUUACUAUGGAAAUAAUUAAAUCAGAAUUUCAUAUGAGAUGUACCCUGCCCACUGUUAGUUUCAUUUCAUACAGAAUGAUAACUCUUUGAUUUGUGGCUUUUUUUUUCCUUUUGCUUUCUGUAGUCUUGGUAUCUGAGGUAUCAAUCUAUCCAGGUUUAAGGAAAAAAGAAUUUGGGAGAAAAUUAUAACAUCUCUAGAUGAAAUUGAUCAUUCAAGCUCAGUUCUGUUUAAUCAACUAUAGCUUUUUGCUAUAUUUGUGCCCUUUGUAUAAAUAUAUAAUUUAUAUGAUUUUAAUA